AUGGGGAUUGCUGGCUUUUACUUGUGGCUGCAGCGUUGGUAUGGCGACUGCGUGGAGAACGUUCCGGAGGCGGUGGUGAAGGCAGCACAGAGCGGGCAGCCACUUCCUGAGAGUAGCGACGCGACGCGACGCUUUGACAACUUUUACCUGGACAUGAAUGGGCUCAUUCAUCCGUGCUGUCAUGACACGGCACCGCUGCCGGAGCCCGAGAGUGAGGAGGAGAUGCUUGGGCGCAUCUUUGUGCAGUUGGACCUUUUGUACAAAAUAGUUCGGCCGCGGAAGUGUCUCGUGUUAUGUAUUGACGGUGUUGCACCGCAGAGUAAGAUGAAUCAGCAGCGCAGUCGCCGCUUUCGCGCCGCAGAGGAGCGCAUUGAGAGCGACGUGCUUUCUUUACAGUGUGCGGAGCAAGUUCUCAAAAAAGGUCUUCCCCCUCCGCAAACACGGAAUCGUUGGGAUCACAACGUCAUUACACCCUCAACGCCCUUUAUGGAGCGCGUUGGGCUGGCCAUUGAAUGGUUUAUUAUGAAAAAAUUGAACGAGGAUCCAGCAUGGCGCCACAUCGCCGUUAUCUUUUCCGAUGCUCACGUCCCGGGUGAGGGGGAGCACAAAAUCAUGCAUUACAUUCGAGGCCUUAGAGCUCAGCCUGGCUACAAUCCGCUGACUUCUCACGUCAUUCAUGGAAUGGAUGCGGACCUUAUCUGUCUUGGCCUCUCUACGCAUGAAGAGCAUGUGACUAUUCUGCGAAACCAACUCACUGAAACGUUUCAGCCGGAUCACAACCGCUUCUGCUACUUUAGUCUUUACAAGUAUCGCCUGCGCCUAAAAGAGGACUUUAGCGGAGUUAAUAACAUGGAUUUUGAGAGAGUUUUGGACGACUUUAUUUUUCUCUGUUUUUUUGUGGGGAAUGACUUCCUUCCUCAUGUGCCUCUCAUCUCAAUCAAAACAAAAGGUAUUGAACUUCUGCUGGACCACUACGUGCGCAGCUUCACGGAGCACUCAUACCUAACUGACAGAGGUGAGGUAAAUUACGAUAGUUUAUCAAAAUUUAUGCGUCGCUUCGUGGAAAACUACAUGGAGAAGCUUAAGCAGGAGUAUGGUGGGGUGGUGCGGGCAAAGUUGCGGGCGAAGGCAAAGGUUGAGGAGCGUGUCAAGGAAUUUGAACAGAAGCUGGAAGAGCAGCUGGAUUCCCUUGAGAAGGAUGGUAGCAACGCCCAGGAGGUAAGUAAUGCUGCGCAUCAGCUCCUGCUCUCUACUUUAAAAGAACGUGCACGUCUUGUCGCCGACAAGGAACCGCUGGGAUUUUCUUACGUGGACGAUAAUCAUCGCGAUAAGUACUACAAAAAAAAGUUUUGCUGGGAUCCUGAAGACCGGGUUACGUUUGAGGAAAACGUUCAGCGCUGUUGUGCGGAGUACUUGCGUGGGACUCAGUGGGUGAUGCGGUACUACACCACAGGCUGCCCUUCGUGGGAUUGGUACUACCCGUUUCACUACGCCCCCCUUCUGCAGGACUUGGCCCAGUUUACGGGUAAGGUUGAUGUGAAAAUGAUAUUGGGAACACCGAGGCACCCGGUACUGCAGCUAUUGGCAGUUUUGCCUCGGCUUAGUUUAGAGGCUCUGCCACAAGAGCUACACGACGCGGUCAAAGACCCCAGUUCCGUUCUUGGAGUUUUUUACCCGGAGAGGGUUGACGUGGACUUUAGCGAGGCUCACUUCUCCUACCAGGGAGUACUGCGGCUUCCCUUUAUUGAUAACCAUCAACUGCACGCUGCCUGUCAGCAACUUGUCCAGUUGGAGCCGGAUUGCGGCUUGACGCUUCUUUUCUGUCAUGAGUCAAGUUCACUGCGUCGUGCGCUGGAGCGUCUGCUUGUGGGCAAGGACAGAAAAAAAAGUAUGAAUUCUAUCCCCAAAGCAUUGGCCACAAAAGUGCCCAUUGCGGGGCAUGUUGGGCCCUACGACAUGGAGUGGCCACGCCACGCCAAGGUGCACUGCCCAGAUGAAGGCAUCGCGAAGGAAACUUCUUACGGAACCCCCAUUACGAGCAAUGCGGCGUGUUGUUAUCGUUACGAGCUAGACACGCAGGCCCUCUACAGACCUGUAUUAUUAGCUAAACGACGAAAGAUGAUGAAACGUGCAGCUGUCUCGGUCUCCGCUGCACAAAACGCAACGAAAAGGUUAGCGGGGGAUAAAUCUUUUCCGGCUGCUGCCACUAUGAGUGACUCUGACAAAAAGUCACCUCGAGGGACGAAACGGGGGCGCGAUGUGCCGCACGAACAGCAGAAAGAGGAGGUCGAGGUGGUGGCAAAAAAAGAGGUGGAAGAAGUCGCACCACCGGCCAAAAAGCGUCGUGGCGAAGACAAGGCGGUGAAGCCGAAGGCUGAUGUUAAGUUGUCAGCGAAAGCCGUGAAGCAGACGAAGAAACCUCAGAAAAAGGUGAGGCGCCGGCAACAUUAA
Molecule: messenger RNA, 2451 nt
Organism: Trypanosoma rangeli
Lineage: Eukaryota; Euglenozoa; Kinetoplastea; Trypanosomatida; Trypanosomatidae
Product: putative exoribonuclease 2
Exons: 1
Coding region: 1-2451 (816 amino acids)
Biological process (GO): nuclear-transcribed mRNA catabolic process
Cellular component (GO): nucleus
Molecular function (GO): RNA binding; 5'-3' RNA exonuclease activity
Source: RefSeq, a predicted model, not a curated record